Molecule: messenger RNA, 898 nt
Organism: Camellia sinensis
Lineage: Eukaryota; Viridiplantae; Streptophyta; Magnoliopsida; Ericales; Theaceae
Product: CASP-like protein 2B1
Source: RefSeq, a predicted model, not a curated record
AUAUUUGCGCGUGAUUCGGGUUCUACUAGUGUGAGUUCUUCUUGUUCUACUAGUGACUGUUGGGUUUUAAGGUUUGUUUGUUUUGUUGUUGGUAUUUCGUACUAACUAAGAAAGAUGAGCUAUCUUGGUGUUGGUGUGAGUCCUGGGAAUGUCCCAGUGUAUCAUGGGACCAAUCUAAAGGUAGUUGAUUGGAGGGUGAGGGUUGCAGAGUUGGUAUUGAGGUGUGCAAUCUGUGUCUUAGGUAUUCUUGCUGUUGUUCUUAUAGGUUCUGAUACUCAGGUCAAACAGAUCUUCUCCAUCCAAAAGAAAGCUAAAUUCACAGACAUGAAAGCUCUAGUGUUUGUGGUGGUAGCGAAUGGGUUAGCUGCGGGCUAUUCACUGGUACAAGGAUUGAGGUGUGUGGUGAGUAUAGUAAGAGGGACUGUGCUCUUCAACAAGCCCUUGGCUUGGGCUAUUUUCUCUGCUGAUCAGCUUAUGGCAUACAUGAUGGCGGCUGCGGUGGCAACUGCACUACAAUCUUCAGUGUUUGCCAAGUUUGGGGAGACAGAGCUGCAAUGGAUGAAGAUCUGCAACUUAUAUGGGAAAUUCUGCAACCAAGUCGGGGAGGGAAUAGCCACAGCACUAAUUGCUAGCCUUGGCAUGGUCGUCCUCUCAGCUAUUUCAGCUUUUAGUCUUUUUCGCUUGUAUGGUGGGAACAAAGUUAAGAGCAGUGCAACAUGGUAGGCUAAGCUCGCUCGCUCUAUUGUUCAACUAAUUAAACUACAACCUUCUUCACCCUCUCUUUAACCAUAAAGAUUUGUAACUUGAGAAAGUGCACUUUGUGACUUAACCAGUUUGUAAAAUAAAAACAAAGAGACGAGUGUUUGUGGAGUUUGGGAGUAGAUUUCUCUUUUCUACA